AUAACAAUAGUAAUAUAUAUAUAUAUAUACACUCGCUGUUUAAUUGUUUAUAGAAUUUGAUAAGUGUCCAUACAUUUUCAGACAAAAAAAGAAUACAUGUUAAUUAACAAAAAAUAAAGUUAUGUAUAAAAAUAAAUUAAUUUUAACGAGACGAAGAUAAAAUUAAAUGAAAGAAAAUAUUUUGAAAAUUUUAUGUCAACAUCAUCUUUCAUUUAUGGUAUAAUAAUCCGUCCUUUGUUUUAAUUAACAAAGAUACUCCUCCCUCAUCGAGCUGUAACAAAAAACAUUCAAUUAAGCAGUCAAUCUUGCUCGAUCAAGAAACGUCGUCUUUGUCAUCGCUUACUGAAGAGAAAUAUAUUCAUAAUAAUUACAAUGAUUAAUUAGUAAGUGAAUGAUUUCUCUUAACAUGGUGAAUGUGCAUACUUGUGAAUACAUGUAACUUCAAUUCUCUCUUUUUUUUUUUUAACAUAAUUAUAUAUAUUAUAUACAGGUAAUUCCAGAGUGUUUGUGGAACUUGUGAAUAAUCGAGUGAAGAGUGUUUAAUGGUAAUGGAUUAAUAGUAUCAAGUUAUUGAAAUAUUAGUUUAAAAAGGAAAGAAAUUGUAAAUUACAUAUAUAAGUGUAGAAUUUUAAUAUUAUGGAUUUUUCAUAGAGCAUUAAAAAUUGCAAAGCCAUAGAUAAUUUGUUAAGCCAAGGAUAAAAAAAAGCUGGCUUUUUCGCCUGCUCGUUAUAUAUAAUACCUCGUUAUAUUAUUCUACAAAUUAAGUAUUAGUCAAAAAAAAAAAAGAGAUAAGCAACCAUACGUUAAGAUCUGAUGAUUGUUACAGAUUUUAUGGUACUUGAUAUUUUUCAGAAGAUAUAUGACUUGGACAUACAUGCUGAACCUGUAUCUUUAUCCAAGAUAUUAGUCGCAAUUGAAUAAUCACAUUAGCUUGAUAUUGCGGUGAAUACAAUAUAAUUACCGUAAUAUAGCCUUAAAUUAAGCACCAUGUUAUUACAUGCUCUAAAAUAUAAUAACAAUGGUUUCUGCAUUGUAUAAAUUCAUGUAUCGUUUGAAGAAUGAGAUUUGAAGUUCUAUAAAAUCGGUACAUCUGAUACUGUAAACGUAUGUGAUAUUGCUCUGUACAUAAGUGAACAACAACAAACACCAGAUUUAAUUUAUGUAUUAUGUAUUACAAAUAAAACGGAAAUUGUCAUUUGUACAACAUUCAAACUAUCGAUACAAACAGAGUGAGAUGGACGUUAAAUCCAUAGAAACCAAUUCAUUUAUACUAUAAAGGAAAGAAAAAGACUAUCGCGUUUUCGAGCGAAGAUAAUAUAAUCUGUAGAUGCACGUAAUGUAUUUUUAUUUUCAUCUUGUAUUCUUAUAAUUUGUUAAAAGGUAAUCCUUCAUACAUAUUUCUUCAUUUACUCCAUCAUCUUGAAAUGGAGUGUCUGAUGAAAAGGGAAGAGUCUUCGUCUAGCGAACUCAUAAAAACACUCGAAAAAAAUGUGAGUAAGCAAUUUGACCCUUUCAUGCUUGAAAUAUAUUCAUAUUAAUUAUUACCAUUAGUUUUAUUUAAAUUAGUUUUUAAAUUACCAAUAUAAAAGUUUUUAAAAAUUUCACGCGUAUUAUAUACUGAUUUCGAAGAUGCAUUUUUUUAUUGUUUAGCAUGAAAGAGUCAAAUAAUAAAAAAAAUUAACAAUGAUUAAUGAAUAUUGGAAAAAAAAGAUGAAAAAGUGCAUUACUGUUUACUUGAAAAACUGAUUUUAAAAAAUGUAAAUAAAGAUGAGCAACACAACAUAGCACUGUUAACAUUUAUUUAGGUAGCGAUCUUAAAAAUAGAAAAUCACUAUAAUUCAAAGAUCAGUUACGAAUUGGAUGUUAAACUCAUGUACUUCCAUAACGCAUCACGUAAUCUCGCGGAUAAACUUGAAUCUUUAUGGAAAUUAGCUGAAGCGCAUCAACCAACGGAAAAUGAAAUAAAACAAUUUGCUGAUCAAAUUGCAGGUUUAUGGACUUCUAUAAAUCGUCAGAUUUAUGAAAAAUAUUCUAAAAUACGAAUGGGUAGUGGAACAUUGCACGGAGUACCAUUAUCAAUAAUUCUUAAUAAAAUAAAAAAAGAAAUUAUUCUAUUCAAAGUAUCAUUACAACGUCAUGAAUCUAUUUAUGAUCAAGAACAUAUAUUAAAAGGAUACAAGUUAAUUACCAAAAGUGAAAAAUUUAUAAGCAGCUUACAAAAAUGUGAUAGCAAGUUGCAACAACUCUUAUGCAUAUCAAAUAUUAUGCCACGUCUUAUAAAAUUACAAUCUGCGAUUGAUAAAUAUGUUACCACUAUUGAAUUACUACCUACAAGGAGUUUUCCUGCAUAUGACUUAAGUGCCUUUUCAUUAGUUGCAAAAUUAUUGACUGGGGAAUUACUUGGUUAUGAAUCAAUUGAUCCUAGUUAUGUUCUAACGGAAAAUAUGCCUAAAAAGCCUGUUUUUAUUAUCAAAAACGUUAAACGCAAAUCGAUUCAUCCAUAUUAUCCAACAUAAAAUAUAUUUAUAAUAU
This is a messenger RNA of Bombus pyrosoma, 2532 nucleotides long. RefSeq lists its product as uncharacterized. The transcript is spliced from 3 exons. The record is from RefSeq and is a predicted model, not a curated record. Bases 1872 to 2516 code for a protein of 214 amino acids. Lineage: Eukaryota; Metazoa; Arthropoda; Insecta; Hymenoptera; Apidae.